Acipenser ruthenus (sterlet) is the source of this 9393-nucleotide messenger RNA. RefSeq names its product GTPase-activating protein and VPS9 domain-containing protein 1-like. NCBI's taxonomy places the organism in Eukaryota, Metazoa, Chordata, Actinopteri, Acipenseriformes, Acipenseridae. The transcript is spliced from 26 exons. Gene Ontology annotation, cellular component: cytosol; endocytic vesicle. Gene Ontology annotation, biological process: regulation of GTPase activity; vesicle-mediated transport. Bases 292 to 4806 code for a protein of 1504 amino acids. Gene Ontology annotation, molecular function: small GTPase binding; guanyl-nucleotide exchange factor activity. The record is from RefSeq and is a predicted model, not a curated record.
UCGCUCGCAUCGAAGACUACAACUCCCAUCUCGCCUUCUUCCCGCCGCGACGCGCACGCGUGAGGCGCAUGACCGCCCGAGAUCAGUGACAGCUACCGCUCUGGUGUGAGCUUGGCGGAAAGGAUUGUAAAAGAAGGAGGAGGAGGUAUCUCAAAACAAAACAGCUGAGAAAGGACAGGGGGAAAAAAGAAAACUAGACUAAAACUAUACGUCGUCGGACGGAGAAACGUCGGAACUGUCCUCGUAAGUGUUUCUCUGUUGUCUUUGCCCUCUCCUGCUUGGCUGGUGAAGAUGGUGAAGCCAGAUAUCCACACUCUGGCCCAUCACCUCAAACAGGAACGGCUCUACGUGAACUCGGAGAAGCAGCUUCUUCAGCGGCUCAACGCAGAGGUGCUGAAAACAGCGGAGAAGCUGUACAGCUCGGCAUGGAUCACCAAGCAGCAGAGGAUCAACCUGGACAGACUGAUUCUGACAAGCGCUGAGGCCUCACCGGCAGAGUGCUGUCAUCAUGCCAAAAUCCUGGAGGACACGCAGUUCGUGGACGGCUACAAGACGCUGGGCUUCCAGGAGACCAUCUACGGGGAGUUCCUAAACUAUCUGAGGGAGAACCCCAGACUGGUGGCCUCUUGUCUGGUGGCGGGCGAGAAGCUGAACCAGGAGCAUGAGCAGGGGGUCAUUCACACCGUCUUCAUCUCGCUGUACGGGAACUGCAUCAUGCAGGAGGACGAGAGCUACCUGCUGCAGCUGCUGCGCUACCUCAUCGAGUUCGAGCUCAAGGAGAGCGACAACCCCCGGAGGCUGCUGCGCCGGGAGACCUGCGCCUUCAGCAUCCUCUUCAAGCUCUUCUCCGAGGGCCUGUACUCGGCCAAGCUCUUCCUGACCGCCACGCUCCACGAGCCCAUUAUGCAGCUCCUGGUGGAGGACGAGGACCACCUGGAGACCGACCCCAGCAAGGUGACGGAGCGCUUCACCCCGGCCCAGCAGGAGAAGCUGUUCGGGGAGAAGGGCUCCGAUGGAUACAGGCGCAAGGUCCAGGAGAUGGUGGAGUCCAAUGAGGCCAAGCUGGUGGCCCUGGUCAACAAGUUCAUCGGCUACCUGAAGCAGAACACCUACUGCUUCCCCCACAGCCUGCGGUGGAUCAUCACGCAGAUGUACAAGACCCUGUCGUGCGUGGAGAGGCUGGAGGUGGGGGAGGUGCGGGCCAUGUGCACAGAUCUCCUCCUGGCCUGCUUCAUCUGCCCAGCCAUCGUCAACCCCGAGCAGUACGGAAUCAUCUCGGACGCCCCCAUCAACGAAGUGGCUAGGUUUAACCUCAUGCAGGUUGGUCGACUGUUGCAGCAGUUAGCCAUGGCAGGCACUGGUGAGGGAGAUCCUCGAGGGAAGAGCAGCCUGUCAAAGUUCGACAAAGUCUGUGUUGCUGCUUUUCUGGACGUUGUGAUUGGUGGGCGUGCUGUGGAGACCCCUCCCAUGUCCUCACUUAACCUCUUGGAGGGUCUGAGUAGGACUGUGAUGUACAUGACGCAGAGUCAGCUGAUAGCACUGGUGGACUUUGUGAGGAACGUCAUGUCAGGAGACCAGCUGCGCGAUGAAGACAGGAUGGCUCUGGAGACCUUGCUGGCCAGCGUACCGCAGUCCAGGCCAGGCAAGAGCAACAGUCUUGAACUGACGCCCGCCAACACACCCCAGCUCUCUCCCGCCACCACUCCUGCCAACAAGAAAAACAGAAUGCCAAUAGCCUCGCGCGGUCGGAGCCGGUCCAACAACGCCCUGGACCAGUCGAGCGACCAGGAGGCAGGCUCCCAGGAGUCUGUGCAGGAGGUCCUUCCUGAGGAGGUGCUGGUGAUCUCGCUCGGCAACGCCCCACAGAUGACUCCCGGGAUGAUGUCUGAAAACGAGGUGCUGAACAUGCAAAUGGCUGAUGGAGGUCAGGGGGAGGUCCCAGUAGACGAUGCCAAGCUGCAUGGCAAACCUGACAAGACCCUGCGCUUCUCACUGUGUAGCGACAACCUGGAAGGAAUUUCAGAAGGUCCCUCCAAUCGCUCCAACUCGGUGUCCUCCUUGGAUCUGGAAGGAGAGUCUGUGUCUGAGCUGGGGGCUGGGCCUUCAGGGAGCAACGGGGUGGAGGCCUUGCAGCUACUGGAACAUGAGCAAGCCACGACGCAGGAUAACCUCGAUGACAAGCUGCGGAAGUUUGAAAUCCGGGACAUGAUGGGACUGACGGAUGACCGGGACAUUUCAGAAACCGUCAGCGAAACCUGGAGCACCGACGUCCUGGGCAGCGACUUCGAUCCGAACGUCGACGAGGACAGGCUGCAGGAAAUCGCCGGUGCAGCUGCAGAGAGCAUGCUGGGCAGCCUGCUGUGUCUGCCAGGCUCCGGCUCAGUGCUGCUAGACCCCUUCACCGGAUCCACUAUCUCCGAGACGACCAGUGAGGCCUGGAGCGUGGAGGUGCUGCCCAGCGACUCCGAGGCUCAAGACAUGAAGCAGGAGGAGAGGCUGCAGGAGCUGGAGAGCUGCUCUGGGCUGGGCAGCACCUCUGAUGACACAGACGUGCGUGAGGUCAGCUCUCGACCCAGCACACCCGGCCUCAGCGUGGUCUCAGGUAUAAGCGCAACCUCCGAGGACAUUCCCAAUAAGACGGAAGACCUUAGAUCGGAGUGCAGUUCUGAUUUCGGAGGGAAGGACUCCGUGACUAGUCCCGACGGAGAUGAGUCCGGCCAUGGUAAGGCUUGUAAUCACUUGUACCGAAACAACUCUGGGACUGCAAGGCAGAACUUCGAGAGCACCUAUUGUGCUUGUAAAUGCCAACGUCCCGUUCUUUAUCUGAUCGUGGCUGUUCAUUGUGCUGUCUUAGGAACCCAGCACUUGACGUCUCCGCCUUCCCAAGUCGAAUCCUUGCUUUCUAUGUUUGACCCCCUCGCCUCUGGAGAAGCUCCGACGGUGGUCAGACCGAAGGGGCACUACGCCCGACCACCACACCCUCCCCCGGACCCCCCAAUCCCAGAGGCAUGUGUCAUGGGCCAGGAGUCCAGGCUGCCCAUGUUCAUGCCGCACGGGCUCUGCCAUGCUGAGCAGCGGCACUCGUACCCGGAUAGGCUGGUGAGGAGCAGGAGCUCGGACAUCGUGACGGCCUCGCGGAGGCCCACCAGCGACCCCAGCUGGAACAGGAGGCCCGGCACUGAGGAGAGAGACGUGACGGUAGGCGCCCCUGGCAGUUUCCCUGUGGGGCCCUCCUCCUCUCCCAGUAAGGAUUCCCUGAAAGGAGAGACCGAGGAGAGGAAAGACAGCGAUGAUGAGAAGUCAGACAGGAACAAACCCUGGUGGAAAAAGCGCUUUGUCUCUGCAAUCCCUAAAGUGCUGUAUUGGACUGCUGAAGCACAUGAGACAGCCCCCAUCGGUUUCAGGAAGAAGGACAAGCUGGAAAAGGACAGGGACGAACAGGGACCAGAAAGGUUUCCACCCAUAGACGAGCCCGCCCCCCGGUUGAGUGCCCAGGCUCAGGCAGCUGAGGACAUCCUGGAUAAAUACAGGAACGCCAUCAAGCGCACGAGCCCCAGCGAGGGAGCCUCCUCCGCACCUUAUGAGGGACCAGAGGGAGAAGGAGAAAGUUUCCACGGCUCUCCGCGGGACGAAGCUCUUCAGAAUAUCUCCACUGAUGAUUUACCUGACUCUGCCAGCCAGACUGCCCAGCCACAGGAUUCCAAUUUCUCGUUCAGUAGUGAUGCCAAGAAGAAGCUGAGGAUGGCACUGUGCUCGGCAGAUUCCGUUGUCUUCCCGAUUCUGACUCCCGCUACAACGAGAAAUGGUUUGCCAGACCAUACAGACCCUGAAGACAAUGAGAUCGUCUGCUUCCUGAAAGUCCAGCUGGCUGAAGCCAUCAACCUUCAGGACAAGAACCUGAUGUCCCAGAUUCAGGAGACGAUGCGCUGCGUGGCUCGGUUCGACAGCCGCACCUGCCGGAAACUUCUGGCUGCCAUAGCUGAGGAUUACAGGAAACGCGCUCCCUACAUCGCCUACCUGACCCGGUGUCGCCAGGGCCUGCAGACCUCGCAGGCUCACCUGGAGCGGCUGCUGCAGAGGGUGCUGAGAGAUAAAGAGGUGGCCAACAGAUACUUCACCACCGUCUGCGUGCGGCUGCUUCUGGAGUGCAUGGAACCCAAAAUGCAGGAGUUCAUUAAAGCUUUCCAGGGUUUUACAGCCUCUGAUGAAAAGACGGACUGGGUUGAGGACUUCCUGCGCUAUUUAUACGGGGCCAUGGCAAACGACACGAUCUGGCAGAACGCCAGCGAAGAUCAGCUGCAGGACGCUCAGAUGGCGAUUGAGCGAAGCGUCAUGAACCGCAUCUUCAAGUUCGCCUUCUACCCCAACCAGGAUGGAGAUAUCUUAAGAGACCAACUUUUACAAGAACAUAUGCAACGCCUUUCAAAAGUGGUGACGGCCAAUCACAAGGCACUCCAGAUACCGGAGGUCUACCUGAAAGAGGCUCCCUGGCCGUCUGCACAGGCAGAAAUCCGGACGAUCAGCGCUUACAAGACCCCGCGGGACAAGGUCCAGUGCAUCCUGAGGAUGUGCUCCACCAUCAUGAAUCUGCUGAGCCUGGCCAACGAGGACUCUGUCCCUGGGGCUGACGACUUCGUCCCUGUCCUGGUGUUUGUUCUGAUUAAGGCCAACCCCCCCUGCCUGCUGUCCACCAUUCAGUACAUCAAUAAUUUCUAUGCCAGCCGGUUGGGUGGAGAGGAGUCCUAUUGGUGGAUGCAGUUCACAGCAGCAGUGGAAUUCAUUAAAACCAUAGACGAUCGCAAGUGAUGCAGAACACCACCUGCAGUAGCAGACUGUUCUGGAGGAAGCAGGCAGCACACUCACCAACUGCUCUGGAAAAAAAAAAAAAAAAAAAAAACCACCACUUCAUUUCUCACUUGUAUAUUUUGUACAUAGAGUAGAGGCAUUUUAAAAAAAUAAUAAUAAUAAUAAUAAUACUAAUAAUAAUAAUACAACAUUUAAAAAAAUGUUUAGUCUACUAAACUAAAAAAAAAGUCAAGAAAUUGUAGUAAUAAAUCAUGAAAUGACUAACUUGACUUUUUUUUCCCCCAUUUGUUGUUUUUUUUUUUUUGUUUUUUUUGUUUUUUUUUUUUGAACUGUAGUGUUGACAGUUAGCACUGCAUAAAAGGGACCACAGUUCAACAGGUAAAUUUACAUUUCUCAAAAUAAAAAAAAACGGGUAGAAUAAAUUGCCCUUCCCCUUCCUAGAUCCCAGAUUGUCAGAACCUCUCAAGUUAGCCCUGCUGCACUAGAAUACAUUGCUUCAAAGCUACUAGUUCCUGCCACCCACACCAGACAAUCCCAGCUUGGAGGACUCCCGAUUUGGAAUAUUUCAAUAGUCGGCUUACAGUUUCCGUGCUGCAUGAUCACCUGUGUCAAGGUAAAGCACAGGGAGAAUAGAUGUUAACAAAGCAGUAUUUUUUUUUUCCUCUGUUAUCCCCAUUAGCCAGGUAUAAGUAGUGGUGUUUGUUGUGUCGAUCAGAAAGCCCUCAAAGCAGUUAAGAGAACAGGUUUUUUGGUUGUCCAUUUGCAAGUGGGAUAUAAGAUCCUUCCCAUAGCGUGCCCGAGAGGAGAAUAUUCUUCUCUGUUGUAAGAACACAUCUUUUAUAAUAACCAUUUGUUUUGGGAUGGGGGUGUUGCCCAUUAAGUGCCAUUGUCCUUAUUUGAGGACAGGCUACCUUUUUUUUGGAAUUUUUUUUUUUUUUUGGGAGAAUUUAACUGGCAUCAUCUACCUGUUUAAAUUUUCCGUUUAGCUGUACUGGUUAUGAUAACUUUCUCAAAUUGUGUUAACCACAGAAGUUAAGUCUAAAUGUAUUGCAUCAAAUUACAUAAGUACAGCUUUUCAAAGACAAAUCGAGAGGGUUUAUGGGUAGAAUACAAGGAGGUCUGAAAUGUCCCAGUAGUUUUAAAAUACUGUUUUGCUGGGUUUGGGUAAAUUCGAUAGCUCUUGUGCUGGUGCCUUUUGAGUAUCCAUAUUAGACCUUAGAUUUGUGUGUUUACUGUGCAGGCUGUGCUGGACAUUCCUCUCUCUAAAUCUGACCUGAAGUUUAGGAAAGCAGCUUUGUCUACGGUCGAAGCAUAACGUUUUGAUUUGCACAUGAGUUGUAGCGUGGUUUGCAAGCUACGGAAAAUGCGAUUUUGAAUUUCGGACAGUUUUAGCACAAAAAAAAAAAAAAAAAAAAAAAGGUUUAUUAAGAACUUUUUUUUUCCUACCUCAAAGAUAUUAGGGAGUGUUCUAUCAGAUUUUUUGUAAUGUGUGUGGUUUGUUUUCUCAUUUUAAUGGUGAUAUAGACACAGUAGUUCUUUACAUAACGGUAACUCGGACGACUGUACGUUAGUCGAAUUGAAUACUUUAUAAAAAAUUGUACAAAGGAAUCACCGAUUAUUUUUAGUUUCUGGUGUAUACUUAUAUUUAUAAAAUGGGGAUAAAGUGACACUUUUUUAUAUAUACAUAAAGCGUGUUUGUCAAACUUUAUGAAGAGAUUGUUUGCUUCAGCACUGGUGGCAAGUAUAGAGUCUCAUGCAGAGGUAAUGCAACAGCAGCCUUCAGUCGAGUCAGAGUCCGUGAACAAGCAAGCCUGGAGGUCCACUAUACCAGAAUCUAGUGGGAAGAGCAAUAUCAUCCAUUAAUAUAUAUAUAUUCUAUUGGUGCCAAUGUGCAUGCCUACUGAGAACUUGAUACUUAGUGUAGCCUAAAAACAUUCUUGAAAUAGACACUUUGAAUUUAUUUAUUUUUUAGGAGGAGGGUGUUCUUUUAGUUUUUUUUUUUUUGAUAACUUUCCCUUUUUAUUUUUGUCUCCUGCAAUAUUACUCAUCUGAAGCAUUCUCUCGUGGUGCUACUUUUUAAAAAAAAGAAAUGUGGGUCUGGUGUUUCAAACAGAACGGAUCUCCUUGGCAAGCUAGAAGUUCAGAUUGUUCACUGUUACCCAGGAACACUGGAAUUGAACCUGUAUGCGUGAUCUGUAAUUCUCUCUCAGAUUCCUUAGCCAGGGAGAAGUGCUACCCCACCCCACCCCACCCCACCCUCCAUUUUAAAAGCAGUCAAUGUUGUCUUUUAACAAAAAAAAAGGUUUUGCUGUUUCAAAGUAACAAUAUCUGAAUAGCUUUGAUAUUAUUGUACCAUUGAUCGCCUGACAAAUUGUUCAUAGAUGUUGUUGACGUCCUGCUUUAGGAGUUGGUCCUUUCUCUCUAUUCUGUUUUGUUUUUAAGCCGGUAAUCCAGGUUUACAGUGGAAUGCUCCAGGUUAACUUUCAGACAGAUUACUAAAUUUGAUUUUGCUAGUUACACACCCUCGAAUUGUACUGACAUCAAAGAUCAGCUUUUAUCAAAGUAUAUGGUAUGUCAGAGUGUGUGUGAUUUUUAUUUUUUGUCGGUUUUAAGUCUGCUUAAGUGUGAUCACUAACUCCUAGCAGUGUGAUCACAGUACGGUAAACAGACGAGCAUAAUGUGUACAAAGUGGUUCACCUACACCUAUACUCACCAUGUUACACAUGUUAUCUGCAACUGUGUACGCUUUCAACUUUUGCGUGAAAAAUCACAAGUUGUUCAGUCAUAACCGUGACAGGCAUUGGUGUAUUGAAACGGUAAGGAAAGACUAAAGUACACACUUGUUUUUAUGCAGAGGUAGGUAAUCAUUUAUAAUCGAUUCACCUUACACUAAAAAUGUCCCUGGCAUUUAUGAUCAUGUAGCCAAAAUAAAUCACCCAGAACUGACGAAGCAAUGGGAACGUUUUGCACUAAAUUCGCAUAACAAAACUGUUUUUUGGCAAACUUCUUGACACUUCCCAUUGAUCUAAACACCCUCGUCAUCACCGCAAGAGUUACGGGGUUUGAAAUCAUCUUCAUUUUGCAACUCAAAUAUGUGGAGUUUGCAAAAUCAGGAGUGCUUACCAGCAACUCUAGAUAAAGCUUAAAUGGAGACUAGCAGCUAGAAAUGAUGAAAUCAGCAGCUAUAAAAUAUUAUGUUGGCAGUUUAAUAAAUCUGACUGCCAAAGAGUUUUAUACUGUAAAAUGUGCAAUUCUUCUUUUUUUUAUAUAAUAUAACACACACAAAAGAAGUUGCAUUUCUUUUCUGCAGCCCCUAAUCUGAUGAUUAUAAAUGCAGUGUAUUUAUUGCUGACGCCCCUCCCCAGCUCUCUUGAUGCUUGUACUGUUUGUAAAGAUUUGCUGUAUUGAAACCUGUUCUAAAGAGAGCGAGUGUGCUGUUCUUAUUGAGAACACGUGCCUUGGCCCAGUUCUAACAGCGAGCCCGUGUAGGAGACACAUGGGUGUGUAGAAGGUGCGCGCGUGGGAUAGUCUUCGUGUGAACUGUAGAGCUGCUCAGAGUUUUUUUUUUUUAUUUCUUUUGCAAAACGAGAAAUAAUUGUCAUUUUGCAAUUAACACGCCAUUGCUUUAGCGAUACGUAGCGUGUAGACAUCUUUUAAACUGAUGUAGGAUUCAUAUGGUUUAUACACUGUAGAGGAAAAAGGCUUGUCUCUUGUUAGGACACUAUUUUGCCCCUUCUAGGAGAAUCUAGUAGUUUUUUAAAAUGUUCUCUCUGUGCUAAAUUUGAAGUAUUGGGUUAACUUUAUGUAUACCUUGUAUGAUUGUAUAGACUUCAAUCAAUUACCUUCUUUUUUCUUAAAUUAUAUAUAAAAAAAGAUAGUUGGUAAUAAUUUCGUUUGUCUGGUUAAGUUUGACGCUCUGUACCAAACAUGAACAGCUACACAAUACGUUGUAAAGAAAUCUUUUUUUUUUUUUUUAAUUUUUUUUAUUUUAGUAAGUGUGUUUGUAUAUUAAAGGAAGGGAUUUAAAAAAAAAUAAAUAAAAAAAAAAUCUUGUGUUACAAUCCGGUUUUGGCAAGGCUUUUGACUUUUACAACAGAGCUGGUUUUGCCAAAAAUAACACAAGCCAAUCCAGCUCAGCAAGAAAUGAGUCUGAAUUAGGAUACCUUCAUUGUGGCUGCAGAAAGCAGGUAUUGUUUUUAGCCUGCAAAGGAGCAGCAAAGCUACCCCCUGGAAGAACAGAGCAGUUCUGGAAAGCAACUACUCCCCUCCAGCAGCAAACCCCAGAGACUCGCCUCUAUUUCUUGAGAACGAAUCUCUCCUCCUCAAAUUAGUUCUGCUGUGUCCUGUAUAUUUGACCUGUGCUUCGCCUGUAUUUUAUAGCACGGUGUUGCCUCUUCUCUUUGGAACUGUUUGAAGAAAAACACAAACCUUUAUAAACUUACAUUAAUAAGCUUGCACAAUCUUGCACACACUGGGGGGAGGGAGGGGGGUGGGGAUGGUGGUAUUCUGUCUUUAAUGUGAUUAAUGUAUUAUAUCAUUCUAUAAAAAACCUGAUUAAAAAACUGAGUUUUUUUUCUCACUGUAAAA